Theobroma cacao (cacao) is the source of this 732-nucleotide messenger RNA. RefSeq names its product large ribosomal subunit protein P2B-like. Gene Ontology annotation, cellular component: ribosome; cytosolic large ribosomal subunit. Gene Ontology annotation, biological process: cytoplasmic translational elongation. Gene Ontology annotation, molecular function: structural constituent of ribosome. NCBI's taxonomy places the organism in Eukaryota, Viridiplantae, Streptophyta, Magnoliopsida, Malvales, Malvaceae. The record is from RefSeq and is a predicted model, not a curated record.
AUUGAAAUGAAACGGCCCGCACCAAAAUCAAAAACCCUAGCUACGUCGACAUUUUAUCAUCCUCUUUCUGAAAGCCUAGCUUGCUCCCCCCCGCGGCUCCUUGUCUGCUUCCUCUCUCGCGCUGUAAGUUUUUUGAUCGGAUAAAAAUGAAGGUGAUCGCUGCCUACUUGCUUGCCGUCUUGGGAGGGAACGCUAACCCUUCUGCCGAUGAUUUGAAGGAUAUUCUCGGAUCAGUUGGAGCUGAGGCUGAUGAUGACAGGAUAGAGUUGCUCUUGUCCGAAGUCAAGGGCAAGGAUAUUACCGAGUUAAUUGCAGCUGGAAGGGAGAAGUUGGCUUCAGUCCCUUGUGGCGGUGGUGCUGUCGCCGUUGCUGUUCCUGCUGCUGGUGGCGGCGGUGGUGCUGCACCUGCUGCUGAGGCCAAGAAGGAGGAGAAGGUCGAGGAGAAGGAAGAGUCUGAUGAUGAUAUGGGUUUCAGCCUCUUUGACUAAAAGCCUGAAAUGCAGGCAUGUUUGCAUUCAAGAGUUGUUAUAUGCAGUUAGUGCUUUUAUUUUGAGUCCUACAAUAUUUUAUAUGUCUUUUUUGGUCUGUUGAAAUUAGAGCUUGGAACUCUUGAAGUUUUGUUUAGAAAACAUUAACAUUUCAAUUAUAAUUGUGAAUUUUUGGAUCUUAUGGUUCAUUUGGCUCUAUUAGUUUGAUUAUUGCUAAACAAUUAAGUGUUUAUGAUUUCUGGUA